This is a messenger RNA of Alternaria postmessia, 705 nucleotides long. RefSeq lists its product as uncharacterized. Lineage: Eukaryota; Fungi; Ascomycota; Dothideomycetes; Pleosporales; Pleosporaceae. The coding region runs from base 1 to 705 and encodes 234 amino acids. The record is from RefSeq and is a predicted model, not a curated record. The transcript is spliced from 2 exons.
AUGGUUCGUGCCCAGCAGCCAAUUGACGGUCCAGUCGACUCUUACGCCAUCGACAAGCGACAGCAAACCGGCCUUCUCACGCGUUUUGUUCCCGACAAGCUCAAGAACACCUCUUUCUACCGCUGGUUGUUGCGUCUCACCCGCGUUCUUCAGCUUGUCUCGUCCGCCGUCUCUCUCGGCAUCUUCAGUCAGCGCCUAUACAAAGUCUACCGUCUCGUCAACAGUGUCAAGACACGACGCGGCGUGAACGGUGCCUAUGGCGCUGUGGAAGGCAUCCUUGCUGCUGCUGUGCUAUAUACCCUGAUCACUAUGCUGCUGUCCUGCAUCAAGAAAUCCGCCAACCCCGGAGGUAGAACAUUGAGGUGGAUCUGGGUACUUCUCGACCUGCUCUUUGUCGGUGCAUUCAUCGCCGUCACGGUCUUGACACGCCCAGAUGGCGGCCUCGCUGGCGCCAGGCACUGCUACAACCCUAGGCGUCUUGCGAACGGCACAAACCCUAGCACUAUUACUGGCGAGACAGCAAGCCGCGAUGACUCUUGCAACUUGCCUUGGGGUACUUUCAUCUUGGCAAUCAUCAGCACCCUCCUUCACGCUAUCACCGCCUCUUUCCACGAAAUUAAGGACUAUCGCCGAAGUCACAGGCUCGAACAGGAAAAGGCCGCUCAGCAGCACAACGAGAUGGGAGCUGACGGCGCUCGUUAUUGA